GGUCUCCCAUCUUGACCCUGUGGGCCAUAACUUCUCACCACCCCUGGCAGGAGUGGAGGACAGCUUCUAAGAACAGUUUGUGAAAGGAGAACAAAAGAUAUGAACGGUCUGCCAUCUUAUCUCUAUCCCAGGUCUUGGUGCCACCUUGACAGGAGGAACGUCACAAAUUGAGGUGAGGGAGGCAGUUCUCUUCAAGCAAGGAUGUCCACUUUCCGCCAGGAAAGGGUGGAAGACCACUAUGACAUGGAGGAAGAACUGGGCAGCGGCCAGUUCGCGAUCGUGCGGAAGUGCCGCGAGAAGAAAACGGGCCUGGAAUACGCGGCGAAAUUCAUCAAGAAACGGCGCCUGUCGUCCAGCCGCCGAGGGGUGAGCCGUGAAGAGAUCCAGCGGGAAGUCAACAUCCUCCGGGAGAUCCAACACCCCAACAUCAUCACCCUCCACGACAUUUUUGAGAACAAGACGGACGUGGUGCUGAUUCUGGAACUGGUCUCUGGCGGGGAGCUGUUUGAUUUCCUGGCGGAGAAGGAAUCCCUGACGGAGGAAGAGGCCACCCAGUUCCUGAAGCAGAUUCUGGAUGGGGUCUAUUACCUCCACUCCAAACACAUCGCCCAUUUCGACCUGAAGCCUGAGAACAUCAUGCUCCUCGACAAAAACGUCCCCAGUCCCCGAAUCAAACUGAUCGAUUUUGGCAUUGCUCACAAGAUUGAGACGGGAAAUGAAUUUAAAAACAUCUUUGGCACUCCAGAAUUUGUAGCUCCAGAAAUAGUGAAUUAUGAACCUUUGGGCCUUGAGGCUGAUAUGUGGAGUAUUGGAGUCAUCACUUACAUCCUCCUGAGUGGCGCCUCCCCCUUCUUGGGGGAAACGAAGCAGGAGACCCUGACCAACAUUUCGGCUGUGAAUUAUGACUUUGACGAGGAAUACUUCAGCAACACCAGCGAACUGGCCAAGGAUUUCAUUCGGAGACUGCUUGUCAAGGACCCCAAGAAACGGAUGACAAUUGAGCAAAGUUUGGAACAUCCAUGGAUCAAGGUGAUCAAAAGGAGGAACGUCCGCAACGAAGACAACGGCAAGAAGCCAGAGCGACGGCGCCUGAAGACCACACGGCUGAAGGAGUACACCAUCAAGUCUCACUCCAGUAUGCCGCCCAAUAACACCUACAUCAACUUCGAACGCUUCUCCAAGGUCAUGGAAGAGGUGGCAGUGGCCGAGGAGAGUCUGCGGGAGCUGCAGCAGAGUAAGAAGUCCUUCCGGGAGGACAUCGAGGCCCUACGGUCCAUCUAUGAGGAGAAGGAGUUGUGGUACAAGGAGGAGAACCAGGCCAUCAGUCAGGACCUCCGUCAAAUCCAGCAGGAGAUGCAGAAGACGGAGACCCUCAAGCGGCAAGCUCAGGAAGAAGCUAAGAGCACCUCGUUGGCGGCCAACCGGCUGAAACGGCACCUCCGGAAGCUGGAGAACCGCUACGAGGCCCUCGCCAAGCAGAUGGCCUCCGAGAUGAAGUUUGUUCAGGAGCUGGUCCGUUCGGUGGAGCUGGAGAAGCUACAGGUCGGAGAAGACGACUGUGGAAUUCGCUAAUGGCGCCUUCUGAUCAAGUGGGAGAAGGUCAUCUCCUCUCGGUCAAGUCAACCCAUCUUAGAUUCUCCUACCCAUCCUUCCAGAGGCCAGGAAACCCACCGGCUCCUUCUCCCCCGUUGAAUCAUUUCCAAAAUUCCAUGUUCCCAUCAUGCAACGCUUCUGCUAGUAACCCCGCAUGGAGGGAAAAAAAUUGUGCAUGCGGACAACUUUCACGUUCCUUCAUCUGGAGGUGGGAUGGGACACGUAUGAAAUGCAGACCCCAGCAGGAGUCAGCAAGAGGGUCUCUCGGCCACCAGGGACGCCCCCUUUUCCCCACUGGCUGACGCUUUCUUGAGAACCUGAAACUUCGGAGAUAAUCCGGAAACCGUUCUCCCUGCAAGAGUUUUCCUGCUACAGAGGGUCAGGGAGAAGAUCUAUUCUCAUGGAUGUUGAGUUUCUGCAAACGUGAUCCUCAACCCCAGAGGGGCAUGACUUUCUAACUCAACUCCUCUAGGACAGCCCAUCUUUUGUCGAGAAUUAACCAGGAUUCCUGGGGUCUAGAAGUCAAGUUGGGUCGGGCGAGGGCGGGCGGGCAUUUCCAGAAAAAACCAAUUUUGCAAGGAUUUCAGGAGGGAGGGCGUCUCUCUUGAAUUGUGGCCACCCAAAGGCACCCCAAAGAAGUGAAGAAUGGCAGAGCUUCACCCGUUAAGCCGGGUUGCAGAGGCAGAAUGGCCAAGAACCUUUAAAACAAACCCACAUUUAUUUAAAACCAGGUUUUAAGAUUUUACUUUUCACCGGGAGGGUGGGGUGGAGGGAGUCUUAUCUUCUUCUGCCCUGUUCUUUUGGACUUCCGACGGGUCGCAAGACGCCGUUUCCUUAAGUUUGUGUAUUUUAAUUUCCGUGUUGGGGAACAGCAGGUUUUUUUGUUUUUCGGUGGUCCGCGAGUAAACUUUUUGCCAAAAAAA
This is a messenger RNA of Pseudonaja textilis, 2516 nucleotides long. NCBI's taxonomy places the organism in Eukaryota, Metazoa, Chordata, Lepidosauria, Squamata, Elapidae. The record is from RefSeq and is a predicted model, not a curated record.